AUGAAGGAUAACAGCCUGAUCGCAAAGGUAGAUCGGUCACAUACAAUGUCGACGAGACGUCGUGCCGCCGACAAAUGCCGUUGUUGUCCAUACGGUUUCCACAUUGAUGUCGACUUCGUUGCCUAUGCUGAAGACGUGCGUAAAGGAGGCACAAUUCGCACCUCAUCGCUUCCUCGUAAGAAUGGCGAAAGAUCCUUGAUGAGUCCGUUGGACAGCAUUUUUAGCGAUUCCUUGGAAAAUAUUCUGAGUGACUUCGACGACGCACUUGGAGUCAGCGAUGGGCUGAAGGCGAAUCAAACGCUACCUCGUCAACAAAGAAGCCGAUUGCUGCCUCGAGACGUGGACAAACUGAUGAACGCCAAACGAAUUCAAGAUGGCUACGCUUCCGACCACACUGGUUACUACACAGACGCUCCACCAAAGCCGUUACACCAACCAUCACAGGCUAGUCAGUCUCCAGCUUAUACAGCACUUGGCCGCACAAUAACCGAAAUCAAAGCUAGGAACACUGAGUCGCCGUUUCCUGAACGUGACGUUGUCUCCCGAAUAGGUUCACGGGUGGGAACGCCCAUCGAUCUGGGCUUGCCAAACCACAAUGUCAGCACCUCGUUAUCGCGACCGCGAACGCCUCGUCGUUUGGAAUCGGAUAGAGAACGAUUUCGUGCGGAACCGACGAUUUUGGAGCAUCCUUACCAGCAUGCAUUGAAUGGAAAGUCCUAUAAGUGGCGCCUACAGCCGUCACUAGACGACCGGCCAGCAUCGGGACCGCGAACAAAUAAUGGCUGUAUGGGCGAUUUUGCGAGUUUACGACGUGGCAGAGAAUAUGCCGUGUCAGAUAGUGACACAUCAAACCGAGUACGAUACUAUUCGGCUUCGCCGAAAAUGCCAAGAAAGCUGCAGGCAGUUCCUCCACUUCCUUCUCCAUCACAAUUCACCUACACGCACCACAAUGGAAGCACUAGGCUAGCAAAAACGCAGGGUACUUCGAUGUCGCCACCACCGGACACAGAAAAGACGUUAGCAUCUAAGGAAACGGUUUCGAUCGGUGUUUGCACGGCCCCACCACCACCAGCAAAACCUUGCGCUGAAUGCACGCCACUGAGGAAGGAGCUGCAAGAAGUGCUGAAAAGACUGGAUAUAGCAGAAGUCAAGCCUGAGUUAUUCUGUACUGGUACGUUGACGGAUGAAGUUCCUACUCCAGAGGCGUUACCCAGGGUAUCCAUACAGUGCCACAGCAUUGGUACGAGCACAGACCACUGCAGCACGGUCGAAUGCGGCGUAGAUGCGAUCGGCGCGAAACUGGAGAACACAGAGUGUCAGACCAGCUCUGCAUCAACAACGGAAGUGGGUGUAGCUACUGAGGCAAGUGUUGCUGAUAUUGGCAUGCAGAUUGAUGACCAGCUUAUUCAAAAAACUAAUUUUGGAGUAAAUACUGAUCCAGUUGAAGAACCGCCAUCCAUCAAGAUGAUCAAUCAGUCGACUGCCAUGGAUGACUCUUUCGUGCCAGCUGUUAAUCAACAGGUUGCUAACGCCGUGGAUGAGUUAUCCCCAAAACGCCUAAUGACUGACCAAGAAACUAUGACGGUUAAAAAGUAUUAUCGGAACAUUCCCAGCCAGACGAUUAUCGCAGAGGAGGCGAUGGAGCAGAAAGGUACUAGCGCCAAAAUCUCUGCAGCAGCCACGUCGAGUGACGCUGAAUGUCAGACGGAAACAGAUUCCACUGUGGAUUCGACCGCUUCUGAUGACGUCAUUGGUGAUACGGUGGUCGAAUGCUCAAGAUGCAGAAUGCGAGAAGAGGCAUUCACUAGGAACGUUGGUGUGGGCGCGUGCUCAGUCUCGGAUAAGGUCGAGAAAGAUGAUAGUCGUUCAAAAGAGUUUGAUCGAGCUCGGGUCGAAGCCGUGAAAAAACUGCUAACGUCCGAGCAGAAGCAGCCAUUUGUGCGUGGAACGGCAGUCUCACGCAGUGCUCGGAUGGAAAGAGUCACGGGCGAUGAUCUCGAAUACAUCACUACAAAGAACAGGGCAUUCUCUGAAAGUCCACAAACACCGACGUCCACACCAUCUCGCGAAAAUAAAGAUGCUCUGAAAACCAAAGUUGUUCUCAAGAAGGAAAUUCCAUCACCGCCGUCGAUUGUUCCCGAUCCGGUGCCAGCUAGGAUACCACGGCCGAAAGUUAGUAAGUACGUAGCACCGGCUGAAAAUGCAGAGACACCUGACGAAGAAGAAGAGGCUGUCGACCGGUUAACACCGCUGAGAAAUGGCCACGGUCGAACGCACAACAGCCCUACUCACCUUACAAAGAUGGGAGGUACGUAUUUGACAUCCGUUUACUUGAUGAUCCAUUUAUCUAUUGAAUUAACGAUGCUUCUUUUCAGUGACUCCGAUGAAGAUUCGGACGAUUCCGAAGGAAGCUAUGACACGCAUGAAGAUGGAGAUUGGGCUUUGAAGUACGUGCAACAUGAGUGGCUGAAGUGCACAGCUCGCAAAGGCAGUAAACCAGAAGACGUCGACCUUCUUAUAAAACAGAUCAGAGAGCUCUCACCAGCUCUUUUGAAGGUCAUCGUCAACAUUACAGAUCAGAACGGUAACACAGCGCUUCACUAUGCCGUAUCGCAUGGUAACUUCGGUGUCGUAUCGUCUUUAUUGGAUUCAGCCGAAUGCAAGUUGAAUUUGGCGAAUCGAGCGGGCUAUUCUGCAGUGAUGCUGGCGGCACUGAGCUCGUUAGAAAACGAUGUGGAGAAGGCAGUUGUUCAGAGGCUCUUCGAACUGGGUGAUGUCAAUGCACGUGCGCAGCAACAUGGACAAACAGCAUUGAUGCUGUCAGUGUCUCACGGGAAAAAAGCUACUACAGAAUUGCUGCUAGCCUGUGGUGCCGACGUGAAUCUUCAGGAUGAAGAAGGUUCUACAGCUCUCAUGUGUGCUGCAGAACAUGGUCAUAAGGACAUUGUCAAGCUGCUCCUUGGACAACCGGGAAUUGAUGCCGCUUUGACAGACUGUGAUAGCUCCACUGCGCUCUCCAUAGCUGUUGAAAACGGCCACAGAGACAUCGGCGUGCUCAUCUACGCUCACCUCAACUAUAGUCGAGUGGAUACGAUUCAGGAAUCUUGUUAA
Molecule: messenger RNA, 3111 nt
Organism: Haemonchus placei
Lineage: Eukaryota; Metazoa; Nematoda; Chromadorea; Rhabditida; Trichostrongylidae
Source: the annotation of a GenBank genome assembly